Molecule: messenger RNA, 1679 nt
Organism: Cyclopterus lumpus (lumpfish)
Lineage: Eukaryota; Metazoa; Chordata; Actinopteri; Perciformes; Cyclopteridae
Product: P2Y purinoceptor 1-like
Biological process (GO): G protein-coupled receptor signaling pathway
Cellular component (GO): membrane
Molecular function (GO): neuropeptide receptor activity
Source: RefSeq, a predicted model, not a curated record
AUGCAAAGAUCACAAAAUUAUUAGUUUGGAGUUAUUUUUGCAAGGAAAGACAGUAGAGAAUAGUGGCAAUAAUUUGAAAACUUAAAAGCUAUUCUAGAUUUAGAAUUUCCAACACUUUAACAUUUAGGGCCUGUAUCCAUAUAGUUUUUUUUAUUUUUCAAUUAUUUUCAAUGAGGAGAGGGUGCAUGCAGCCACUUUUUUUAUGCACAUUCUUUUCUUUCUCAUAAAGUUUCAUUAAGGGCAUCAGAAAAAGAAAGAACAUCUUCAAUUGAGGCCACACGCGCACAUUUAAAUCUGUAAUUAUAGUCAAUGUUGUUACUUGUGCUCAGGAUGGACUCACUUGGCAUGAGUUACAUUUUAUAUUGUCAGUUAGAGAAAAACUGACAAACCAGCCAACCCAACUCAGGAUUCUUCUGAAUACCGACACAUGUAGGAACUUGAAUGUGGUAUGUAGAGGCUGUGUCACAAAAGAGGAACUCUUCUCUGAACCACUGCAGAGAUUCAAUUUAUAUAUAUUCUAUCUAACACUUCACGAGGGAGGGAACUGUACUAACUGCUGUCCAGAGGUCAAUGAAUAACACAUUUUGUCAACGGAUCUCUUUAGACUAAGGCAAAUUUCUGCCUCCUGUUUACAUCUUAGUCUUCAUCAUUGGUCUGGCAGCUAAUGGAUGGGGAUUGAAGUCUCUUCAGCAGAACUGGAAGAAACUGGGGAGCAUCAAUAUUUUUGUUCUCAACCUUGGACUUGCAGAUAUUCUGUAUCUGCUCACGCUCCCAUUUUUGGUGGUGUACUACUUCAUGGGGAGUAAAUGGAUCUUUGGAGAUGUGUUCUGCAGGAUAACAAGAUUCUUCUUCAACCUGAAUUUAUACGGCAGCAUUGGGUUCCUUACUUGUAUCAGUGUGUACAGGUACCUAGCUAUUGUCCAUCCAAUGAGAGUGAUGGGAAGAAUAACUGUCACCCACUCUGUGGGGAUCUCAGUCAUGGUUUGGCUGUUGGUGAGUGUUCAAAGUCUUCCAGACAUGUUCUACAAUAAAACAUUUGGAAACAAGACGUUAAAAUGCUACGACACCACCAGUAACAUCUAUGUUGAGGAUUACCUGAUAUACAGCCUCGGAUGGACCCUCACUGGCUUUUGUAUCCCAUUCCUCAUCAUACUGGGCUGCUAUGGACAUAUGAUUGUUUUUCUCUGCCGCACAAGAAUCUCUGAUGAGGUUCUGAAACGGAGAUGCUUGAAGCUGUUGUGCAUCUUCUCGGUUUGUUACGCCCCCUAUCACGUAUUCAAGAACCUCAACCUCUGGUCAAGAGUUCUGUUCAGACAGAAGAUAUGCGGUGAGUGGUUUCAUGGAGUCUACAUUUCUCAUCAGAUAAGUCGUGGCCGUGUGUCUCUGAACAGUGCUCUCACCCCUCUGGUUUACCUCCUUGGAAAUGAAGAUGUUCCUGCUCAGCUCAGAUAACGACUCCAGCAAGCUUGUCAGAUAUUCAGCCGCUUGAAUCUGUCAAACUCCGGCUGUCUGCCUGUUGCACAAACUGCAGAUGAAGUUGAACCAGAGUUAAGACGUUAAAAUUAAUUGUUCAAGCUCAAACGGUAUGCAGCUGUCCAUCACAACUAGUGAACAAUGUGUAUGACAUUGUUAGCUGUUUUCUUAUGUGUUGGCUUUUUGCUUGAAAAAUGCUAGACAGU